Molecule: messenger RNA, 817 nt
Organism: Ornithorhynchus anatinus (platypus)
Lineage: Eukaryota; Metazoa; Chordata; Mammalia; Monotremata; Ornithorhynchidae
Gene: DYNLL2
Product: dynein light chain LC8-type 2
Exons: 4
Coding region: 389-658 (89 amino acids)
Biological process (GO): cilium assembly; microtubule-based process
Cellular component (GO): cytoplasmic dynein complex
Molecular function (GO): dynein light intermediate chain binding; dynein intermediate chain binding
Source: RefSeq, a predicted model, not a curated record
CAGGGGAGGAGGGAGAGAGGAGGGAGGAGGGAGGAGGCGCCGCGCGCCGGCCCGGGGCUCAGCGCCACAGCGGAGCGGUCAGGUCCCGUCCCCUCCCGGCCCGUCCUGCGCGAAGCGCUGCUGCCGGAACCGAGCCAGCGGGGCAGCGGGACCCGGCUCGCACUAGCUGGACCAGCGGCAGCCACAGAGGGGAGAGCGCCUCCGUGUCCGUCCGUCCGUCCGUCCCUCCCUCCCUCCCCCGUUAUCUUCGCUCCCCCGGGGGGCUCGGUGCGGGAUUGUCACUGUGAAGAGCGGGCUGGGGUUUAAUUACUGGAACAAAGUUAUUCCUUUGGACUUUUGAGGCCAGAGCGGCGACUCCAGUGUAGUAGGCGAACUUGGGAGCUGCACCAUGUCUGACCGGAAGGCUGUCAUCAAGAAUGCGGACAUGUCUGAGGACAUGCAGCAGGACGCAGUGGACUGCGCGACGCAGGCCAUGGAGAAGUACAACAUAGAGAAAGACAUCGCUGCCUACAUCAAGAAGGAAUUCGACAAGAAAUACAACCCCACCUGGCACUGCAUCGUGGGGCGGAAUUUUGGUAGCUACGUCACGCAUGAGACCAAGCACUUCAUCUAUUUUUACUUGGGUCAAGUGGCCAUCCUUCUCUUCAAGUCCGGUUAGGGCCAGGGGCGCCAGGCGGAGCUGGGACUGAAAAGCACCGAUGGCGAGCGCCCGGAUUCCCUUUCCAAUGGCUCUGCUACUGCAUGGACUGUAUACUCGACUUCAUGUGUAUAUGUUGCAGUAAAAAAAUACCUACUUCUGUUUAGUUGCCCGGGGAAA